AUGUUGUGGCUAGGAAACCUGCGCUCUGUCUUCGGCCAGACUCUCAACCAUGUUGAGGAAGGUCUGGCAACUAUGACAGACCAGUUUUCCAAUAUGAGAAAGGACUGUGUGGCAGAGAACCUGGAGAACGAAUUGGUGGAAACAUCUCCUGCUCUGACACUUGAGCCUGCGACCUUCUGGUUAGAUAAUAAGAGCCCUGAGGCACUCCAUAAGGGUCCAGAAGAGUUGUAUGAGCCACCAGGGCUUCACAUAGAUCUGCCACUACCGCAAGAAGGCAGCCAGCUGGAAACAAAACGGAUUCUUCUACUGGAUAAGACUUGGAUGCUGCAGCCAGCAGGCCAGCCUAUGUGCACAGGAGCCAAUGGAGCACCUAUGACCACAGUGCCUGCAGCCUCACUAGGCUGUGACAACACUCAACAAGGCUCAGAUGUCCACAACAUAGCCACUGACUUCACUGACAUAUGUGCAAAUUCAUCUCAACAAGAACUAGCCAGGCUGACCUCUGAAGUCUCCAGACUACAAUGUGAAGUGGGUCACUGGAGGCAUAUUGCACAGGGGCAUACUAUACACGGAGGCAAGAUACCACAGCAAGAUCAAGUAUGCAAGUUAAAAAAUAAAAUUAAGAAACUAAAGCAGAGACAGAACAAGGAGAUUGAUAAUUAUCACUGUGAACUAUCUGUUUUGAAAAAUAAGUAUCAGCAUAACCUGGAAGAAGUCACGUUUCAACACCAAAAAGAAAUGAAAGACUAUGAAGGACGGAUUGCCCAACUGGAGAGUCUUUUACAAGAGCGUGAUUCCCAAAUUAUUGUGUCUUAUCACACAGAAAUUCACAAGAAUGAAGAAACUAUACACACAUUGCAAGCUGAAAAAGAAAAGUCUUCAAAAAUAAUCCAAGAAAUGGAAAAAACCAUUAAAGUCCUAGGUGAAAAAUUAUCUUCAGAUCAAGUUAAUGCCAACCUUGCUCAAGAGAAUUUAGCAUUAAAGAAACAUGUCCAGACUUUAGAGAAAGAGAAAUCAUCACUUAAUCAACAAAAAGAUCAACUUGAGACAACUUUCCUAAAAGUAAGUUAUGAAAAUGAAGUAUUGAGAAGCUCAGUUGUAAAAGAAAAGGAUCUGAAUGCAGAAGUCAGUGACUUAAGACUUCACUUGGAGGCAAAGGAAAAAGAGUUAAAGGAAAUCAUCAGUGAAAAGGAAAUCUUAAGAAGCAAAUUACAAGAAUUGGAUAAGCAAAAUGAAGAAACAGCAAAGCAUUUGUUUUUGACUGUAGAACAGGUGAGAAAACAGCAGAAUGACAUCAAUAAACUGAACAGAGAGCUCAAGGAUGCUGAAAAGAGAGCUCAGGAUCUAGAAAAGGAGAAAAUGAACAUUAUUCAAGAGAAGGAAGCUAUAAUCAAAAACACGCAGCAAAACCUUUCAGAAAUGAGACAGGUCAGUGAGGCUUUAAAGAAAACUGCUUCUGAUUUUAAAGCAGAUAAAGAAAAUGCCAUUUUAGCCUGUGAAGUCCUACUCCAUCAGUUGGAAGAAGCAAUUGCUCUUCACAAGCAGAAUUCCCAGGAGAAAAAGAAUCACGUGAAGGCUCUGGAAAGGAAAACAGCACAGCUGGAAACAGAAUUGUGUGAGAUCAGAAAGAAAAGUGCUGAAGAAGCCAAAGCCUAUGAGGAAACUAUUGAACAACUGUCAAAUGUCUGUAAUGCAAAAACCUCUAAGUUACAGCAAAAACAUGAUUGUUUAGUGAAAAUAAAUCAGGAGAAAGACCUUGAAAUAGAACUCAAAAAUAAAAUUGCCAAGAUGCAUAUGGAUGAUAGAGAAACUAAAACUAUUUUAUCAUCUAGCUUAGAAGAGAAGAAGCACCUGACACAACUUCUAACUGAGAAAGAAGCAGCCCUCAUUAAGCUGCAAGACCUAAAUAUGCAAUUGUCUACUAGGGUUGAGAGAAGUAGCCAUGACCUCCCUAAUACAACUGUGCAAAAUUUAUCACAGAAUAUGCAAGGGAGAAACAUAGGAAUUGAUGCCAUGAAACAAAACUCUCAGGCCUUACCUACAGUGUUACAAGCAGCAACCAUUGGAAAUACACUUGAAGGGAUUACCCAGGAGCAGUUUGAAAACAUUCUGCAGCAACUUGGCAAAGUACAACAGCAGGUAAAGAAAAUGGAAGAGUGGAAACGGCAAAUCUUGAUCAGGGUACAUGGUAUUCAAUUUAAGUCAGUUCAAGUUCAGGAAGGGUUAAGAAAAUCAGUACAGGACAAAGAUGUCACCAUUAAAGCUCUUCAUCAAAGCAACCAACAGUUAUCUGACGCCAUCUCUAAGAGCUCAUGUACCACAAGAAAGGAACGUCAACAAACUGAAGAAGAAAGGAGGCAAAGAAAAGAGACAGAACAUAGUUUGCAAAACUCAGUUCACCAAAAGGAAGUCAUGUUAAAGAUCAAAAGUGAUCAAUUACUUGCUUUAAAUGGAAAUCUCGCACAAAGAAUGAAUGAAAACAAAGUUUUAAGAGAGGCAGAAGCAAACCUAAAGGGAAGAAUAGCCGAUUUAGAAAUUUCUAUUUAUGAAAUAAGAGGAGAAAACAAAAACCUACUAGAGCAGUGUAAGAAGGACAAAGUGAAGUGUCAAGAAUUACAAAGGGAUAAUAUUACUUUUUCUACUAGGAUUCAAGAAAAAGAGUUUGAGUGUCAUUCACUAAACAAAAAAGCAUUUGCUCUUGAGCAGCAACUGAAAGUAAAAGAACAGGAGACGACUAUGGUGGUCAAUCACCUUUCAACAACAGAGAAGACACUGCAUGUGAUUCAAGAAGAGAAGGAACAACUUCUAGAGUCCUUAAACCAAAAGCAGACUGACAAUUGUGCCCUCCAGGAGGAAAUUCAACACUUACAUAACCAAGAAUUACAACUCAAACAAAAGAUAGAAAUGCUCUGUAGUACACAAAAGGAACUGAUGGACAUAGUUAACAACACAGAAGACAAAGUUGACAAAACACUCAUCAGAAAUCUCUUCAUUGGUCAUUUUAAAACUCCCCAAAACCAGCGUGUCCAUGUACUAAGAAUGAUGGGGAACAUCUUAGACAUCAAGGAGGGGGAGUUAGAGGAGCUACUCUCUGAAGAACAGGAUGGUAUUAUUAAGUGGAUGACUGGAUGGAUUGUGACAGUCUAAAACUGUGACACCCCAGAGACCAUGCCAUCAACCUAUGCCUAAAAAUUGAACUUUUUCUGAAAUUCCUAGAAGUAGACUCUUACUCACAAACUCUUACUCACAAA
Molecule: messenger RNA, 3251 nt
Organism: Erinaceus europaeus (western European hedgehog)
Lineage: Eukaryota; Metazoa; Chordata; Mammalia; Eulipotyphla; Erinaceidae
Product: thyroid receptor-interacting protein 11-like
Exons: 1
Coding region: 1-3147 (1048 amino acids)
Biological process (GO): endoplasmic reticulum to Golgi vesicle-mediated transport; Golgi organization
Cellular component (GO): Golgi apparatus
Molecular function (GO): small GTPase binding
Source: RefSeq, a predicted model, not a curated record